Messenger RNA from Peromyscus leucopus (white-footed mouse), 949 nucleotides. RefSeq names its product olfactory receptor 6K3-like. The coding region runs from base 1 to 948 and encodes 315 amino acids. Gene Ontology annotation, molecular function: olfactory receptor activity; G protein-coupled receptor activity. Gene Ontology annotation, cellular component: membrane. Lineage: Eukaryota; Metazoa; Chordata; Mammalia; Rodentia; Cricetidae. Gene Ontology annotation, biological process: G protein-coupled receptor signaling pathway. The transcript has a single exon. The record is from RefSeq and is a predicted model, not a curated record.
AUGGAUAAGGAGAAUCAGACAAAGGUGACAGAAUUUUAUUUUUCUGAUUUCCCUCAGUUUGAGAAGGGUGGCCUUUUGUUCUUCAUCCUUCUGCUUUGUGUUUACAUGUUCAUUGUUGUUGGAAACGCCUUGAUAUUCUUGGCUGUGCAGCUGGAUGUCCGUCUGCACAAUCCCAUGUACAGUUUUAUUGGCAUAUUUUCCUUCCUGGAGAUUUGCUACACCACAGUGACCAUUCCCAAAAUGCUCUACAACCUAGUCAGCAAAGAGAAAACGAUCUCCUUCAUUGGCUGCCUGCUGCAGAUGUAUUUUUUCCAUUCCUUUGGAGUCACAGAAAGCUUGGUCCUCACAAUAAUGGCCAUCGACAGGUACAUUGCCAUUUGUAACCCACUCCGCUAUGCAAUCAUUAUGACUCCGAAGCUGUGCACACAGCUUUCCACAGGCUCCUUCAUCCUUGGCUUCCUCAUGCUCCUACCAGAGAUUGUGUGGAUAUCUACUCUGCCCUUCUGUGGCCCCAAUCAUAUCCACCAACUCUUCUGUGACUUAGAACCUGUACUUCUCUUGGCGUGUACAGACACAUCUAUGAUACUGGUUGAAGAUGUCAUCCAUGCUAUGUCCAUCCUGACCUGUGUCUCUGUCAUCACCCUUUCCUAUUUAAGAAUUGUCACUGUGAUCCUGAGAAUUCCACCUGGUGAGAGUCGUCAGAAGGCAUUUUCCACGUGCACAGCCCACAUCACCAUUUUCUUGCUGUUUUUUGGCAGUGUGGCUCUCAUGUACCUGCGCUUCUCUGCCACUUUCGAACCACUGCUGGAGAAGAUCAUCGCACUAAUGUUUGCUGUCCUUGCCCCAUUUUUCAAUCCUAUAAUCUAUAGCCUGAGGAACAAAGAUAUGAAAGAUGCCAUUAAGAAAAUGUUCUGUUCUCAAAAGAUGUUCAGUGUCUCUGGGAGCUAAU